Molecule: messenger RNA, 2527 nt
Organism: Sycon ciliatum
Lineage: Eukaryota; Metazoa; Porifera; Calcarea; Leucosolenida; Sycettidae
Product: nucleolar transcription factor 1-like
Exons: 15
Coding region: 130-1341 (403 amino acids)
Source: RefSeq, a predicted model, not a curated record
UUGCGCGUAGGAGAGUUUGUACACUCAACGUUGCUUGUCUGUAGUUUGGCUCGUGGUUUGUUUGUUUCCUCGACAUUGCUGCCUUGAGCUUGAUUGUUUGAGUAAGAAGACUGGUGAAAGAUUAGUAGAAUGAGUUCCGAUAAGUCCAAAAAGUCCCGCAAGCGCAGAAGGGAUACUGAAGCUGAAGACGAAGAGGAUGGUGCUGCUGCCGCUGUAAUGGACAUUCCUCCUACUCCUGCUUCAGAGAGGAAGAAGAAGAAGAAGAGAAGACAUAGUGAAGUUGGAGGUGAUGAAGACGACGCUGCUGUCGAAGAGGCUAUUACUCCCCGCCGUAAGAAGCGUAAGAGUCAGAGAAAGGAAGAGUGGUCAUCAGAGCUUGAUAUGGAGCUUCUAACAACAUCGCUACCUCUCAUCAGCAAGAAUGCACUGGCCAAGCGUUCUAAAUCUAGCAAAACUACCGAUUUGGACUUUACUACCUCAGACAUCGGUGCAUUCUCCACUGAGGAGUGUAAUGAGCGGCUUCGUCAACUGGAAGCCAUUGUAAAACCGGUAAAGACACGUCAUCAGAUACUGUCCGAAGCUUUGGACAUGGUAAAGGGCAGGUCUGCAACGUAUGUCAACAAGAUGUUUUCGGAAGCAUGCCCCAAGAGACCCGCCAGCGCCUACAUGCUGUUUUGCAAAGAUCACCGUGACGGAAUCCAGGUAGAGGGCAAACCGUCCGCCGCCAUGCAGCUGCUUGCACAGAAAUGGAGAGAACUGGGCGAUCGGGAAAAGAGCAAGUACUUGAAGAAGUCAGCAGCGGAGGGCGUCAAGUACGAUUCAGAAAUGUCCAAGUUCAAGGAGGCCCAUCCUGACCUGUUCAUUCCCAAGAAAGUGCCUGGUGCCAAGGGCAAGAAAGCGCAAGUUGGCCCAAAUCCACCACCAAGAUCUGCUCUGGCAGCAUUCAAGGUUGACUACGGUGCAAAGCAUAGUGGCGAUACCAAGGAUGCAUCUGGCCAGGCCUGGAAAGACCUGGCCACCAAUGCCAAGGCACAAUGGGUGGAAAAGUGGAGAGCUAUGGUUGUGCAGUAUCGUGCUGAGCUGACCAGACUACGUUCGUCCGCCAGCACAGAGGACCAAGAGCAAAUUGAUAGUUUGCUGGAAAAGCAUACAAUCCGGAAGACAGUCAACCAGGUUGGCUAUGAUUUGUUUGCUAAGACCAAGCGUGCUGAACUGCGUGCUUUCCACCCGAAGGACUCCAUGAAGGACAUUAACGGCAAGCUGAAGGUUCAGUGGUCUGCAUUGCCCGAUAUUGACAGGCAGAGAUAUUGCCAGCAAGCUAAGCUAUUGCAAGACGAUUGAGUGCAUCGCGACGUAGAAUCAUCUCGGUUACACGCCCCUACCUGCAAUCACAUGCACCAGAGUUAUAUACACACACGCAUGAGUGUGAUGAUGAUGCUGCUGAUGCGUGUGGAGCUUCGCUGCGUGGCUAUGUUGUCGCGCGUGUCCUGCACUAGCACUAUUACUGCAUGUCUACACUUGGCUGUCAGCGUCACUACAGCUUGUGCUGCCUGUGCAGUCAAUCCCUAACGAGAUGCCAUUUUGAAAUCACGAAAUAUACAUGAGUGGAAUCAUAUCGAACUGCAUUCUAACAGAAACAUAGUUAAUCGUCAUCUCUCUUUGCUGUGGAUGGGAAACAAAGACAUGCUGGAGGUCUGGUAUUUUCUUCCUCUCCCUUUCUCUUCUAGGCCUCUUGCCAUUAGCGUUGUUACUUUCAUCGAUCUUAUUUCUCCUGUUUCAUUUAAUGUUGUAGUAGUACGUGUCGAGUAUCCGUACUGAUGGUGGUGGUGACUCUGCGCAGUUGUUGAUUUCUUUUCUUCUUCUCCUCCUUUUCAAUGGUGCUUCUGUCGUUGGUGUACCAGCGGGUAUGACAGCAUUGUUUUAGCUGUUUGUAGCAAGCUACAACCUCCAAUAGGAUAGUUCUUACGUAUAGCCCAUUACCAGACUGUGUGUGUAUGCGCAUGCGCACCAGUCUUGCUGCUGCUGCUGCUGCUCGUGUUGCCAGCGAUGUGUGUUCUUUUUUCUUUCUUUUUUAGCGGUAGAGGCUUCUCUCUGGCAUGACAGCACAUUCUGUGGAUACAUGUGCAUUUUAUUUUGACUUGUAGCACCACCCGUACAUGUAUUCGUGUAGUAAUAUAGCUUGUGCACACAUUCUCUUCCUUCGUCUCUGAGCGGCGCAUGCUCUGACUUGCUCUGCUGAGAUUCUCUCUUGAUGGGAUUAGCGUGCUUUGCUCUCUCUUUCUCUCUCUCUCUCUAAUCUUUGUUCUGCUUGUGUUGAUCACAUCUGCAUGCUGUCGUGCCUGCUGUCUUUUCGUUUGUGGAUUUAUGACCAAUCAGUGAAUCGGAUCAGCAUGGCUUUCAGGCAUAACCCUGUUGUACACGUAUGAUGUGUAUUUGAAUAGCUACUCCGGCUGUAUCGUGUGAUAACUAAUGACUAUGAUUAUUGAUAUGAUUGAUCAUCAAUGACUAUAACAACAGUGCAAGAUGA